Opisthorchis viverrini is the source of this 1568-nucleotide messenger RNA. RefSeq lists its product as hypothetical. The record is from RefSeq and is a predicted model, not a curated record. The coding region runs from base 440 to 1339 and encodes 299 amino acids. Gene Ontology annotation, molecular function: phosphatase activity. Gene Ontology annotation, biological process: dephosphorylation. The transcript is spliced from 8 exons. Lineage: Eukaryota; Metazoa; Platyhelminthes; Trematoda; Opisthorchiida; Opisthorchiidae.
CGGUGGUUUUUAAUAAUUGCAUCUUCAAAAUUUAGCGAGCAUCCUUUGCAGUUGGUCCAGGUGCAGAUCUUCUUCCGUCAUGGUGCUCGAACGCCUUUACACCACGUUCGAUCCCCCAAUGUUGAUGAUGUAGAUUCAUGGUGUUUUAUCCAGUACAUACUCUUUGCAGGCUUUUUGGACCCCAGACUUAAUAGAUGACCUGCCACACACGUGUUUCCCCUUUACAAUCAUGGAUAUGUGCUCCGAAAAGGUGAUCGAUCUGUCCCAGGUUUCAAGUUUGCCCAUCCCAUUCAGAUUACCGGGUGGUCUGUAUACGGGUGAGCUUAUCAAGCGUGGUCAAGAGGAAGCGUUUGCCUUGGGAAGGCGUUUGAAAAGCUCGUAUAUUGACAAAAGAUGUUUCAUAUCCAGUUCACUGAACCAGGAAGAAGUCUAAUCAACCAUGAUAAGAAGAACGAUAAAGUCACUUCGCUGCGUACUUGCUGGAAUGUUUGGCGAGAACUUGAAAGAGAAUCCACGAGUCGAGCCUGCUGUUAUAAAUGUGGAGCCGCUUGAUAGAGAAUACCUUUUUCCGAAUCCGGUGAUUUGUAAAUCAGUGGACCGUUUUGCUAAGGACGGCAUGUCAGAAUGUCUCAAUUCCGAGAGCCACCGACGGUUGAAGCAAAAGCUGAAAAGUGUCCUCGGAGUGAAAAAGCUUUAUGACGAUUUUCGCCCCACCCCAUGGGACUGUCCUGUUUACUUCGUGCGUGAUGACUAUAUGUCUCGAAAGAGCGCUAACUAUCCUUUACCGCCGGGGAUGGACGAACUGCUUCCAACAAUGCACCAGCUGGCCGCCGAAGAACUUUAUUGGGAAUACCUGGGAAUGAAACACCACUGGGACGAGAAUCUCCAUGUGGUAAUGUCCGGCGUUCUCAAAAUGAUCCUCUGCAGUAUGCGUCAUUUCACACGUGUUCCGAAGUUCCAGCUCUACUCCUGUCACGAUUCUACCCUAAUGCUACUGCUCUAUGCUUUGGAAUGUUUCGAUGGCUACUGGCCUCCGUUUGCGGCAGAUUUGAUUUUAGAAUUGUACGUGGACGAGAAUGUGGUGAAAAUCCUAACCGAAGGUGACAGCAGUCCUCAAGCUGACAACAAUAACAGAAGACUUUCAGACUUGCAAUACACUCCUCUGGAUGCGCUAUGGAUCAAAGUGUCCUAUCUUGGACAGGUCGUGCCUCUCGGAUGUCUUUGGAAGACACCCUACACGGAUGCUGGCCGAUACAAUAUGGGUUAUGUUCCGUUACGUUUCUUACUAGAACGCUGGAGUUCGAGCGCGCCGUCUUUCGAAGACCUCGCCUUGAAAUAGUCCAUACUAGCAUGGCGAUCGGUUCAAUCAUCAUACUCUUCCAAACCUACUCAUUGUGAUUUGAUGAGUGCCCGAUACCUUGACUGAGCAAUUAUUUGGUUCUUAUUCUUAUUCCGCAAGUCAAGAUAACUGGCAGCUUAGUAUAGAGAAUAAUUUGUGAAACUUCAGUUUACUAUCAAUGUUUGCCUCGUUUUGGAUUUUAUUUUGCCCCGAAGAUGCGCAAUAAAAA